Messenger RNA from Aspergillus fischeri NRRL 181, 759 nucleotides. RefSeq names its product WW domain protein. The record is from RefSeq and is a predicted model, not a curated record. Lineage: Eukaryota; Fungi; Ascomycota; Eurotiomycetes; Eurotiales; Aspergillaceae. The transcript is spliced from 3 exons. Gene Ontology annotation, molecular function: protein binding. The coding region runs from base 1 to 759 and encodes 252 amino acids.
AUGGACGGCUUCCUCGGUAAAAUGAUCGAAAAGUUCGCUGAGAAAGCUACUGGUGGCAGCAGCAACAGCGGCGGCGACGGCUACUCCUCCUACAACCAGCAGCCCAGCUACGGUGGACAGGGGCAAGGUUAUAAUUCAGGCCCCGCCCCUCCCCAGGACCUCCCUUACCCGUGGGUCGCCCGCUGGGAUGAUCGCGGCCAGCGUUGGUUCUACGUGAACGAGCAGACCGGCGAGAGGUCCUGGGAGCGGCCGUACGGCGGCAGUGGCGGUCCGUCGUACGGAGAGCGAUCGUACGGUCAGCCUCAGCCUUCGUAUGGGUAUGAAGGCGGCUACGGGCAGUCGCAGGCACAGCGACCCGAACACAAGGAUCAUAGUAUGAUGUAUGGUGCGGCGGCGGGGGCGGCCGGUCUGGUGGGUGGUGCGAUACUGAUGCAUGAAGGGGAGAAAAUCCAUGAGGACUGGGAUGAGAAUAAGGAGAGAAUCGAGCAGAAUGUUGAGGAUUUUCCUGAGAAUGCGGCACGGUGGACAGGCGAAAAGGUUGGUGAAGUGGAGGCGAUCCCAGAGAAUAUCGAACAGGGCUGGGAUCACGCCGAGGACCGCAUCGAGAAUAAGUGGGACAAUGCAGUCGACGACGUCGAGGACUUUCCCGAGAAUGUGGCGGAAUGGACUGGACGAAAAGUCGGCGAGGUGGAACAGUUUGGCGACAAUAUAGACAAUGCCUAUGAUGAGGGAAGGGCCGAGGGUCGCGAUGAUUGGUAG